AUGAACUCAUACUUGGAUACGCCAAUCGUAAACUUUGGAGGCAUCAUGCCUGCUUUGACGCCUUCAAUACCACCUUCCAAUCUCGAGAGCGCAAAGUCUGGUAUGGACAUCUCGAGAUCGCUGUGCCCGAUUCCUGCGCCCGAGCAGAGUGCAGCCACAUCUGUAAGCCCUAGUGGUCCUCACAUGCCUACAACGUACAAUGGUAGCUCAGUGAAAGCGCCAUCGCCACUCAUCAAUGAGAGGCUGGCGACGCAACUGAGAUCUGCAAGGGUGAAGUACUAUUCACGCACUCAUGUAUUUUCCAAGACGCGACAGAUGAUGAGUGGGAAGACAGAAAAGAUGUUUGUUAUCGCCUCUCGUGGGUUCGAGCGCGCUGAACAUGUCCCAACGAAGUGGACAACACCUCCACUGCUCAAGCGACGCCACAGCAUCGAUGUCACGACCAAAGAUUGGGGACAACGGUCCCGCACCGGAUGGUUUGUGGACUUUACUUCUCCACCUGCCGCCGAGCCUCUCACGGCAGAGUGCAAAGAGCUUGAACCACCUCUUCAGCCUGAGCCUAUUCUUCCCCUGCCAGAUAUCCGCCGCUACUACAGCUUCACCAUGCCUUGGGCCACGCGACCGCCAGCGAACGAUGAGAUUUAUCUUGAGUUGGGAAACGCCACGAUCAGGAACGACGCUUUCCUCUUCAUCAAGGCCACCGAUCUCAUGCGCGACGGCAAGGAAGUCUGGAUGCGCGGCGAAAGUCUCGACAUGGCUCUUGAGGUCCUGCGCGCAGAAAAGCAACUCGAAGACUUCUCCAUCGACGUUGCCAACUGCAACACAGCACAGGUCUUCUACUUCGCCUCGCAGUGCAAAGACGCUCACGAGAAGACAUACGAUGAAUAUCGAGCGCGCUUCCAGAACAAAAAGUGGAUAUUUAUCAUCUGCAAUGACGGACUCGGUGGUACCUCUAACGAAGGAACCAGUGGCACUCAUUGGUCUCUCCUGGUCAUGGACCGCGUGCAUAAAGUAGUAUACUACUACGACUCGCUAUACAUGCACUUCGAAGGAAACCGCACCCUUGCGGCAGACGUCGCCCUCGGGCUGCUAAACAUCCUAGGCGAGACCGUGUCGUCCUGGGAAUGGAAUCCUGACUUCAAGAGUCCCAACCAGUACCAGUACAACCAGUUCUCUGACGACGGCGGUCCCUGCGGCCCCUUUGUCUGGAAAAUGACCGACAUGUUGACAGAUGAGAUCCAGAAACACAUCAAAGCGGGUACAGAGCAGGAGUGCGAUCUCAAAAUCGACGACGCGUUCUUACAUCGCUUUGCACAGGACUUCCACUCGUUCAAUGUGCGCCUGAACAUCCAGUGUGGUAUCGCACGGUGGAAGUGCUUCGAGGACUCGCUGCGUUUUACGCGAGAUCACGACCAGGCGGCGGUUCGGGGCGAGCAGGUCGAGCUGCUCGAGGAGCCGAAUAUCUUUGCUCUCUUCACUGUUCCCUGGGCACAAGAUGAACAGGAUAGGGAGCAGGAACCAGAGCCCGUGUUCAUCCGGGCCGACUCCGAUGAUGGUACCAUCAUCAUCUAUGAAAGUGAUGCGCCUGACGAUAUGCUUCUCGAUUGUGUGUCUGAAUAUGACGAAGUUUGA
Molecule: messenger RNA, 1632 nt
Organism: Dothidotthia symphoricarpi CBS 119687
Lineage: Eukaryota; Fungi; Ascomycota; Dothideomycetes; Pleosporales; Dothidotthiaceae
Exons: 1
Coding region: 1-1632 (543 amino acids)
Source: RefSeq, a predicted model, not a curated record